AUGUCUGAAUCCUUCUAUACAUCGUCAUCGGCUUCAACUUUCCCUAACGCUGCAGCAACAUCUACGCCUCCUCCUUCGUCCCCUAUCACAGGCAGCGCACCUCCUCCGCCCCCGCCGAAACCAGUCUCGCAUCUCAACAGCCAGGCUCAAAGCGCCAAUGCAAGCCGCACUGGUACUCCCGCGCUCUCGUCAACACCGACAGCUGCUGGACCGGGUGUAACAAACUCUCCUCGACCACAACCUCCUGUCCCAAACGCACAGCCGUCUUUCACCGCAGCCCCAUCACAAUCGCAGCCACCAUAUGAACCUAUUCCACCCCCAUCGUUGUCCGACCACUGGAUCCCACCUCAACUGCAGGAUAAACCUAUCAAUGAACUCCACACGCUCGUCAACAAUCCAUCCUUGGUGGCAUCGAUAGCCUCGACGCAUCCUUCCUACGCAUCGUCUCUCGGCCCUCUUCAGGCCGCGAUCAAUGCCAAUAUCCAACUAGCACAGCAAGUGUCUCAGGUCGAAAACCAACUACGCCAACUACGAGACGAAACUGGCCAACUUCUACUCAAACAUGCCUCACUGCAAGCACAAUGGAGGAGAAAGCAAACUGAAAUGGAUGAUGCUCUGUCUCCGUGGGGUCCCCGACAAAUGUAUCAAAGGCUUGUGUCGAGUAUAAGUGAGCAAGAGGCGUUACUUAGAGCCACGCAAGAAAGUUUUCUCGAAGGCUCAACCAGUGACACGGCGCAUGGCAAGGCUAGUGAGAAGGAGGUCAAUGACUGGGUACGAAGGAUAAGAGAAGGUUCUACGACACUGGAGAAGAGGAGAGAGAUGAGGGCCAGAUGGGAUGAAGGUAGAGUUGGGGGAUGGAGAUGA
Molecule: messenger RNA, 864 nt
Organism: Exophiala spinifera
Lineage: Eukaryota; Fungi; Ascomycota; Eurotiomycetes; Chaetothyriales; Herpotrichiellaceae
Exons: 1
Coding region: 1-864 (287 amino acids)
Biological process (GO): ubiquitin-dependent protein catabolic process via the multivesicular body sorting pathway; protein targeting to vacuole; protein targeting to membrane
Cellular component (GO): ESCRT I complex
Source: RefSeq, a predicted model, not a curated record